Molecule: messenger RNA, 1071 nt
Organism: Colletotrichum chrysophilum
Lineage: Eukaryota; Fungi; Ascomycota; Sordariomycetes; Glomerellales; Glomerellaceae
Exons: 4
Coding region: 1-1071 (356 amino acids)
Biological process (GO): iron ion transmembrane transport
Cellular component (GO): high-affinity iron permease complex; plasma membrane
Molecular function (GO): ferrous iron transmembrane transporter activity
Source: RefSeq, a predicted model, not a curated record
AUGACUGUCAACGUGUUUUCAGUCCCCGUCUUCCUUGUUGUCUUUCGCGAGUCCUUGGAGACUGGCAUCAUUGUGUCUGUCCUCCUUGCGUUCCUGAAGCAGACACUCGGUGGAACGGGUCAAGAUGUUCAGGUCUACAAGGCCAUGCGGAAACAGGUCUGGCUCGGGACAGGCAUCGGCCUCCUAAUCUGCCUCGUAGUUGCUGGUAUCAUCAUUGGCGUGUUCUAUGGCGUCGGCAAGGAUGCCUGGCAGGCUCACGAGUACUACUACGAAGGCGCGUUCGCUAUCUUCGCGUCGUUCAUCAUCACGCUGAUGGGAGUCGCGCUCCUUCGAGUCGGCAAGCUGCAAGACAAAUGGCGCGUCAAGCUGGCAAAGGCGAUGGAAGCUCCGUCCAAGACCUCUACGUCUGCAGGUCAAUCCCGCUGGAAGAGAAACAAGGAGAAAUAUGUCAUGUUUGUGCUGCCUUUCAUCACGGUUCUUCGUGAGGGCAUUGAGGCCAUCGUCUUCCUUGCUGGCGUCACUUUUGCUGCACCUGCUACUUCUGUUCCUCUCCCGGUCAUCAUCGGGCUGCUUGUUGGAAUUUUCACGAGCUACCUUCUCUACAAGAGCGGUUCUACUUCGAAACUUCAAAUCUUCCUCGUUGCCUCUACUUGUCUUUUGUACAUCGUCGCAGCCGGUCUGUUCUCUCGUGCUGUUUGGUUCUUCGAGGCUCAGAAAUGGAACGAUGCCGUUGGUGGAGACGCAGCAGAAGUCGGAAACGGCGCAGGAUCCUACGAUAUUGACAAGAGUGUUUGGCAUGUGAACCUGAACGGCGGUGGAGGUUGGGGUCUUCUGAACGCCAUCUUCGGCUGGAACAACUCUGCAACGUAUGGAUCGGUUAUCUCAUACAAUGUCUACUGGAUUGCGGUCAUGUUGUGGCUGGUUGUUCUCCGUUUCGAGGAGACAAAGGGACACUGGCCUUUCAUGAAGCCGAAGGCCCCCAGAUCUACUACGACCGAAUCGCCGAGCAGCACCGACGUGCCAGUCGAAGAGUCCAAGACCACCGCUGCCACCACCACGAAUGCUCUUUGA